AAACGUGCUCACCCGACGGCAGCUCACAGGACCCCGGAGAGUCCUGGCAUGGUAUCUCGGUCCGGACUCUCCGCUGGGCCCACGAAGGAGAAAGGCUGCCUCGGAUUCCUGCGCCCGAGCCAAGGUCCGGCGCCCACGGAGGCAAGUCCGGUCUCACGGUGACCUCCCGCCGGCGCCGCCUUCGCCGCCAACCAUCCAGUUCUUCCUCCAGGCCACGUUCUCCUGCGUGGUCGCUGCCUCCUGCAGAGUGGCCAGCAAUAGCUGCUGGGUCCUGGCCGCCUCCUCCCUGCUCCUUGGGUCCUGCAGUGGCAUCUCCUGAGGGCAGGAAGGGGAGUUCGCAGGAGCUCCAGUCCGGGGCUCUCCACCCGCCCACCCAUCCUCGGGAUUACCAGUUGCUUCUACCUUUAGCAUUUCCUGCUUCCGCCGCUCUCCCGGGGUCACGAUAACGAGGAGCGCGUAGCCCACGCCAGCCCCUGCGCCCAGCAUUGCGACUGAGAUCAGCAUUUUCCGCAAGGAAUCCAUGGCCGCCUGCACAGCCAGCGGAGAGCCCACGGGAGCUCCCCGCAGCCGCAAGCUGUUGCCGCGCGGUCUCACUACCCCUUGGCGCAGGCUAGAGCGCCCUAUAGCAGAAACCAUAGAUAAGCGGCCGGCUAGAGAGGACCUGCUCGAGGAAACGUUUGGAAUCCGGAGCGCUUGGAUCUCAGGUUUAGCUGAGGGGGUUGAGGUGUCCAAGAAGUGCUGGCACCAAGGGCUGAGCGCGGGGACCCUGUGUCCUCAAUUCCGGGGUGGGAUUGCUAGGGGGAGAGUGUGUGUCUUCAUGGUUGCCGUGGGUUUUAUGAUUGCCCAUUUUUCUGUCUUCCGACGUUUCCCGAUCAGUAGAGGCCCGAGCUGUGCUCUGUGGUUUCCUGCAGUCACCCGCGCGUUUUCAACACAGCGCAUGGAGGGCAUCUACACACAUACACAUCCCUCUCCAUCCCCUCAACUCUGGAACAAACACUCAAAGUCAAGUAUACUGGUUGGAGAAAUGGCGUAUAAUCGCUUAGCACAGUCGGUGCUUAAGGGGCCAGGCUCCAAAGAAGAUUAAAGGAACAGUUUGUGGGGUGCACUGGGCAGCAGUACUCUCCUCUGAGUUCAAUCAUCUUGCACUCUAAGAAUCACCACCAUGGCCCUUGUGCCAGGGAGAAGCAAGGAGGAUGGGCUUUGGACUAGAAAUAGCCCAGGCUCCUCCCAGCAUCCAGAAAGUCCCAGGCUGCCCAACCCUCUCUGGGACAGAGGAAAAAUUGGCAAGGUUGAAGGUCACCAGCACAUUCAGGAUUUCUCUCAAAAGUCCCAUCUGCCGUCUAUUGUGGUGGAAUCCAGUGAGGUGAAUGAAGAGAGUGGGGAUCUCCAUUUGCCCCAUGAGGAGCUGCUGCUGCUCACUGAUGGUGAGGAAGAGGACGCUGAGGCCUUCUUCCAAGACCAAAGUGAAGAGCCAGGCUGGGCUUGGAGCCCACAGGACCCUAGAAGUCCUUUAAGAACAUUUAACGCUGGACUCAGCUGGGGGCAGGACGAGGAUGAAGAAGAUGCUUGUUGGAUUCUUGAAGACACAGCAUGUCUGGAAGCCACCAACCACUGUCCCUUCUGGGACUCCACAACAGGCUCCCGUGUUUGUAGAAGCGGCUUUGUGGAAUAUUCCCAUCUCCUGCCUCCUAAUAGCUUUGAGGGAGCUGAAGAAGAAGCUGUUCAAACGCCGGCGGGUGUUGAAUCGGGAGCGGCGUCUGAGGCACCGGGUGGUCGGGGCUGUGAUAGACCAAGGGCUGAUCACGCGGCACCACCUCAAGAAGCGGUCGUCCAGUGCACGUGCCAACAUUACGCUGUCAGGGAAGAAGCGCAGAAAACUCCUCCAGCAGAUCCGGCUUGCCCAGAAAGAGAAGACAGCUAUGGAAGUGGAAGCCCCUUCAAAGCCAGCCAGGACUAGUGAACCACAGCUCAAAAGGCAAAAGAAGACAAAAGCCCCCCAGGAUGUAGAAAUGAAGGACCUUGAAGAUGAGAGCUAAACCUCUUCCACUAGAAGAUUCUCAACUGGAGCCAGCCUUCAGACUCAGUGGUUGUUUCAGAGGACUUUGACAAAAGCAAGGCCCCUUUUCACUCUCCAGAUUUCCUCCUACCUAAUGGCCUACUGACCUCCCCUAGAGGGAUGUCUUUGGAAGGGAAGAAGGUAUAGAAGAAAGAUUGGAGAAGGGCCUCUCUAGCAGUCAACUCCAUUUGUAAUAAAGCCCUAGCACUCUGA
Pan troglodytes (chimpanzee) is the source of this 2269-nucleotide messenger RNA. It is a transcript of the gene LBHD1, whose product is annotated as LBH domain containing 1. The record is from RefSeq and is a predicted model, not a curated record. The coding region runs from base 1163 to 1957 and encodes 264 amino acids. The transcript has 7 exons. NCBI's taxonomy places the organism in Eukaryota, Metazoa, Chordata, Mammalia, Primates, Hominidae. Gene Ontology annotation, biological process: positive regulation of DNA-templated transcription. Gene Ontology annotation, cellular component: nucleus.